This is a messenger RNA of Acanthoscelides obtectus, 379 nucleotides long. The record is from the annotation of a GenBank genome assembly. Lineage: Eukaryota; Metazoa; Arthropoda; Insecta; Coleoptera; Chrysomelidae.
UGUCGCAAUCUUUAUUUAGAAAACACGUAUUAUACUUCGCUGCCGUUUAAUAUUUAAAAAGAUCGCCAUGCCGAAAGUAUCAAGCUCUAAAGCUGAUUUACUUAAGAAAUGGAUAAAGAAUGCUAAACAUUUAUCCACUGAUGGAACAGUUGUAUACUGUAACGCCUGUUCAAAGCAAGUAUCCUCAAACCAGAAAUUUCAGAUCGAUCAACACCUUGCUACAGCCAUUCACAAGGAAGUGGAGAAGCGAUUUAACGGGAAAGUACAACAUACGUUUGUUUCAACUGCGUUAUGUGGCAGCUCCCAACAAAACCAGGAUUCUAAAAAUGAAUUUUAUGCAACUCCAUGGCACAAUCAACCAUACCAUGGAAUAAAUUAG